Molecule: messenger RNA, 3584 nt
Organism: Dunckerocampus dactyliophorus (ringed pipefish)
Lineage: Eukaryota; Metazoa; Chordata; Actinopteri; Syngnathiformes; Syngnathidae
Product: FERM domain-containing protein 7
Exons: 10
Coding region: 270-2240 (656 amino acids)
Cellular component (GO): cytoskeleton
Molecular function (GO): guanyl-nucleotide exchange factor activity
Source: RefSeq, a predicted model, not a curated record
ACGUCAACGUCACCGCCAUAUUGGAUGUGGCAAGUCCAAACAAGAUUACUGAGCUUUUAUUGUAUACUUUUUAUUGUAUUAGGCCAUUAUAACAUCAUUUUGCGAACAGAAUUUGAUGAUUUUGUGGCAUAAUACUGUGGAUUUCCACGAUGAAGCCAGCCUCCUUUGUGGAAAGACGUUUUAUUACGUUUGGUCCAUUUUCUUACAUGUGUUUUAAGGUGUAGAUCUGCCACAUCCAAAAAUAUCGCUGGAACAGGCCAACCAUCUCAAUGAGGUGUUUGUUUGGUGCAUGUAUGGGACACUCGUGUGGGUUUUUUUUUUUUUUAGCUCCAAGUUCUUAUAAUUUCUCAGACACCAGCGAUCUGUUCUUCAGAUUCAUAGUCAAGUUCUUCCCUCCAGACCCUGGACAACUAAAACGAGGCCUCACUCGCUAUCUUUUUGCCUUGCAGGUCAAGCAGGACUUGUCCACCGGCAGUCUAACGUGUAACGAUAACAGCGCCGCCCUGCUGGUCUCUCACAUACUGCAGUCGGAGCUUGGGGACUACAAUGAAGAGGUGGAUCGUCAGCAACUGGAGAUGAAGCGCUACAUUCCCAACCAGGAGUACCUGGACCACAAGAUCACCAAACUCCAUAAGAAACACAGAGGUGUGUCACCGGCAGAGUCGGACAUGCACCUGCUGGAGGUGGCCAGGAGGUUGGACAUGUAUGGUAUCAGGCCACAUGCUGCCAGCGACGGCGAGGGCAUGCGCAUCAAUCUGGCGGUGACGCACUGCGGCGUGCUAGUCUUUCAGGGGAACACAAAGAUCAACACCUUCAGCUGGGCCAAGAUUCGCAAACUGAGCUUCAAGCGCAAGCACUUCCUCAUCAAGCUGCACGAUAAAGUUGGGCCGUCCCUCAAGGACACACUGGAGUUCUGCAUGGCGAGCAGGGAUGUGUGCAAGGCCUUCUGGAAGAUGUGCGUGGAGUACCAUGCCUUCUUCAGACUGGCCGAAGAGCCGCAGGCGGUGCACAAGAAGACGUUGCUGUCGUGCAAAGGCUCUGGCUUCCGAUACAGUGGGCGGACACAGAAGCAACUGCUGGAGUGUUUGGGAUCCGGCGAGAAGAAGCCUUCGCACUUUGACAGGACUUCCUGUCCAUCAGACUAUGAAUCCAGACAGUGCAGAUCCUCUCCCGACAUCCUCACAGAUGUCUCCUUACAACUGUACGACGACGAGCUGUUCCCGCGCUCCACAUGUGCCUUGGCGCUUCAUGGUCAGGAUGGCAAGUUCAGAAAAGGCGCGGCCAAGCGCAGCCAAUCGUCUGUGGAGGUCACCCCGAGGUGUCGCGGUCUUGCCCGGGUCACACCCCUCUCGCCUCAGAUCCGUUCGGCGUCUUCGUCUGAGAAGGAGGACCCCCGGGAGGCGUGGCUGGGGGCGCAGCGCCAAGCUCAAAGGCUCGCUGGUAUCUACGGCAACCGCUCACGGCGCCGGCCUAACCCGCAGCCGCACCCAGCACAGCAGCUGGUUCUCCUGUACCCCAACAGCCCUGCCUACCAGUACCACCCCGUGCUCCCCACGUUCCCGUACUUGUCUGACUGCGUCUCUGCCUCCUCUCUGGAGCAUUUGCCGCAGCCGAGAAGGCGGGACGGACUUUGGCGGCCUUUCCAGCCUCUAGGCCAAGACCCCGCCUCCUAUUCGCCUCUUAGGAGGAACCUGCAGGCCUCAAGCUCAGGCGGGCCGGGAUUGGGCGGGGCCUACCAACCAGGAAGGAACGGGGCGAGGUUACUGGGUGUGGGCCACACAGAGGCGGGUCAUUACAGCGAUGAUUGCAGCUUUCUCCCUGGCCUUCCUCGCCGUGUGUCAAGCCAACCGGACGUCAAAUUUCACCUCUCAAGGACGUCAAACCCAGCCUCCGAAUUCCGCCCCCUGGGCUACUACCCCCACUUGACACGCCCCUCCAGGCCCACCUACCUGCCCCUUAACUCCCCCCCUCUGCCUCAACGCCCCGCCUCUCUGUGCAUGAUGGCUACUGCCGCCACAGGAAGCUACAGUGACUCCGACCAGGAGGUUUUCUACCCAUACUACUGUCCACCAGCGCAACCGCCACCGCUCGGCAGGUUGGUGCGGCCUGGCGGACUGGCCCGCAUGAGGUUCUCCUCUGGGAGCCUUCAGCUGGAUGAGGAGGAAGAGGAUAAGGAAAGCGACAAGGACAAAAAUGAGGAGACAAAAGGUGCUGCAAAAGUGACCAAAGUGACUUUGUAGUAUAAACAAUGAUUAGAUUUGUCUUUAAAUUAUGUCAAAGUGCGUAAAAUAAACAUGAAAAGUGAUUAUAUUAAAAUGAAGACGUAGCAGCGGAUGACAUGGUCAAUCAAUCUUAAAUAUUUAUUAUUAAAACUCUACGUCCCGCUACAAAAAGGAAAAUAUCUCUCUAAAAGCUCAUUUAACGUUCCCACUGAGUAAGCAUUGUCACAUCCCUUAAUUUUAUAGUAAAAAAUAUAUAUACACAAGGACCAGCUAUAGUGUCUUUGGUUCGAAGUGUCAGUAACACUUUUGGAAGCUAGAUAGCUGCACAGGCAAACAGCAGUAGCAAACAAUAAGAUUCUUGCCAACUGUUGUAACACUAACUCACUGUUAACAUCAUUUUGAAUGAGGGCGCCCUGUUCAAAAGUGUUUCUGAGGCAAGAAGACAAAUAUAAUAAUAAUAAUAAUAAUAAUACAGUAACAAUCAUGGCAUAUGGUCUUUGUCAAGUGCUACUGAACAAAUAUUUAACAUAAAACUGCGCUGCUGCACAACACUAAAGGCACACGGUGAAGAUAUUUGACAAAAGUUAGUAAAGAGUCACCAACUCGCAACUCCUCACUUCUUCAUGCAGCAGCAGUGAAGUAAAUUAUGCUUGUGUGUGUGUGUGUGUGGAGACAUUGCACAGCAAGUCUCCAUACUGAGACACAGUCUCUCUUCAUUCGGUACACUUCCGGAGUCCUCAGUUGGCGUUGAACCUGCGGGCCGCAAAGCACAUGCUCGCUCAGCAAACUUAGACAAAAGACAAACAGAGAAAGUUGUCUCACCUGGCAAUGAUGCGCGUCACCAUCCUGUCUGUGAUGCCUGGGCACACGUCCUCAGCCAUUCGGAUGUUGCGCUCCAGCCCCUCAAUGGCCAGUCGCUGCUGAGAGUGCUCCAUAUGCUGCUGCUUCAACUGCAUGGCAACACACGAUGCUUGCAUGUCACAGACGUAAGUGUACCCGCGUGUGUGUGAGACACUGACCUCAGUGAAGACAGGUGAGAUAAUGCUGGACAGGCUGGAGGACGCACUUAGCGGAUCCUGAAAGGACAGAACAAAAAACUUGGCUGUGUCUCAAACAGAAUACAGUGGUACUGGCCCCGGUUUUUGACACUGUCUCGGUUAUUGUAUGGCCAAAGAGUGUGCCGAACAAACCAGACAGCAGAAUCGAGCGCUCAAACAAAGCAUCCAUGCGUUGUUGACUCAGUCUGAAGAAUGGAUAGUGGUUCUUUAGUGGGGCACUCGGCAAAUUCCAGCCAGGGAAUCCUUUAAUCAUCUUUAUUAUGUGUGUGUGGGUGGUUUGUUUAGAAUACACAAAUAGAAUACA